AUGUCUCGGACAGAAUGUAAUGGGCGGCCGAAGGCUCAGAAUCUGCCUUUAAUGGAGGUUGAUACCGUGAUCGUGGGGAAUGGGCCCGCGGCCAUGAUCCUGUCUUACAUUCUCCAUGGACACAUCCCGCAUUACUCGGCGAAUCCCCCGCAUCCAGACCCUCUACUCCAUGCGAAGCUGCAGGAUGCAUCCCCAUUACUUGACCUCGAUGUCGAUACCUUGACGGAACACUUUGCGGCGUCGCGACUUUCCUACUCCACCCAGGCACUUCCCGUUAAUGUCCUGCUCGACACCCUCAUCCGUCCUAGCGUUGAUGUGGAAGAUGCGGAGUGUACUACAAACGUUGAAUGGAGAACUGUGCGUGAAAAGGCUGUUUCACACUUGGUGAUUGGCAAUGCGCCGCAGGCAGGUGGGCAGUGGGUGGACAAUCCCAUGCCUGCGAGCUGGGAUAUUCAGACCUUGAGUUAUGCGGCUAUGUUGUCGCUGCCGGUAUAUUGUUAUGCGCGACACUAUCACAAAGUGACUGGAAAAGAACUGCCUGCGUUCACUCGCCCGACGCGGCGUGAGAUCACGGAGUAUCUACGCGAAUACCCAAAGGCCGUUGGAAUCGACGAUGUCUUCCGAUUCCAUGAAACAGUAUCCGGUGUUUCUAGAACAGCGGACGGCUUUUACAUCGCCUCUCAUAAUAUCCGCUGCAAACACUUGGUUUUGGCUAGCGGCAUCUUUUCAGAAGUGAUACAGCCCCUUCCGAUGUUGAACCCGUUAGUGUCUCUUGAACCGAUUCCUGAGAUACCGCUUCUUGUCGUUGGUUCCGGAUUUUCAGCGGCGGAUGCGAUUAUUUCGGCUCCCAACAACCAAAAGAUUCUGCAUGUAUUCAAAUGGGAUCCUGAGAAUCGACCGUCACCCCUGCGCGGAUGCCAUCAACACGCAUAUCCCGAAUACGCCGGUGUCUACCGGUUAAUGAGACGAGCAGCGGUCGCUGCAACACCGACCGCAAAGCGAAACAAACGAGUAACUUCAAGCUCCUUCCUCGAAAGCCGAUCUUGGGACCGAGUCUACGAGGGUCAACCUAAUGCUGAAAUUACUGCUGUCGAGAUGAAGGAAGACCACGCCACUGUGACCUUCCGUCGACCAACCGGCGAGACAUUCACGCACAAGGUGCGCGGUCUGGUAUAUGCUACUGGUCGGCGAGGUACCUUAAACUAUCUUGACCAUGAUCUACUUUCCGAAGUACUCGGACCCAACGACGGGGCUGAAACAAAUCCCGUCAUAUCCAGCCAGUCGCUACGCGGCAAAGCCUUCGAGAACUUGGAAGUUGCUCGCGAUGUAUAUAUCAUCGGCAGCUUGACUGGCGAUUCGCUCAUCCGCUUCGCCUACGGAGGCUGCGUACAGACAGCAGGUCGAUUAAUUGGAGCAUCUACCGGAGAAAGCGAAGGCACAAGAACACCUAGUGGUUCAGUGUCGUUCAGGCCGAGGGCGGCGCUUCCUGUUAUGAAUGGCAUCGAUGGACAUCAUAUCUAUCCUCAUGAACAUCCUCCUACGCCCUUGGAUAAGGAUAACAACCAUUACUCGGUCUCCGCCGCAGCUAAGAAAGUCGGUCUCGGUGGGUGA
This is a messenger RNA of Aspergillus chevalieri, 1611 nucleotides long. RefSeq lists its product as uncharacterized. The transcript is spliced from 2 exons. Lineage: Eukaryota; Fungi; Ascomycota; Eurotiomycetes; Eurotiales; Aspergillaceae. The record is from RefSeq and is a predicted model, not a curated record. Bases 1 to 1611 code for a protein of 536 amino acids.